Molecule: messenger RNA, 2306 nt
Organism: Botrytis sinoallii
Lineage: Eukaryota; Fungi; Ascomycota; Leotiomycetes; Helotiales; Sclerotiniaceae
Exons: 2
Coding region: 379-2205 (608 amino acids)
Source: RefSeq, a predicted model, not a curated record
UUUGCUAGUCACCGAAAUUACCCUGCAGCUUCCUAUCAUGUGCCGUUUCGCGUCGGAUGUGGGCGGCUAAAGCCUCCCCAAAUCGGUUCAAUGUAACUCUCUGAAACGAUUAACUUUUCUGCAUGUCCAAUAGUUCUAUGAAAAUGGUCUCCAAGGCUGGCAUCGGUUUCAUUGGCGUAUGUUCUCCCUGUAAACAUAGCGGAUCAAUUUGCUACACCUGCAUUGCAGGAGCAGGGUCGCGAUGUGAAGUUACAUUUCACCCAAAUUAAUGCUGCGUUUAUCUUCAGCCCCAACGCUAAGUCGUGUUACAUUAUGAGUGUCUUGCCCUUCGAUCAUCGUCUUCUCUGAGGACCGAGUAAAGUUUUCUUGCUGCUGAUUAUGUUUUCGCUACACCGGGAAUUGUCCCCGCGAGCGGGAUUUAUGGACAUCAGCAUCCAAAGCAUGGAUGGAUUGUUACCAGGUUCAAAAUCGAAAAAACCCGAAAUAUCCUAUAAAACUAGUCUAGCAACUCGUUACGUCGGUUUCCUUGGUUUGAUUAGUACAACAAUUCUCAGCAGCCUCCUUCUAGUAGCGGAUAGACGAAAUGCAUCGGUAUCUGGCGGUGUCGUCUACGACUUGAUUGUUAAAAAUCGAGCAUCCGUCCAGAUUGUCGUUCAAAUCAUCGCAGCUGCACUCGGACUUGCACAGGUAGCGGCGAUAUGUCGACUUUUCAACUAUGCUACUCGGAUACGAUUGAAACAACGAGCAAUUUCCCCUAAUCUACUGAACUUCUGGAACGGAGUUAGUCUAGCUUCGAUGCGAUGGGACUUACGUUGGAUGUAUCUUCUACUUCUUCUUAUGUUCACUCUCGUUUGUGCAAUUCCUCCAGCACUAUGGGCUGGUGCAAUCACGCCUAUUGACUCGUCUAAAUCUCGUCCAACAACUGUCGUCAUCCCCCAAUACUCAAACAUGACUUCAGUCAAAGAGUGGCCUUCCGAGAUUGAUGCCGACGGUCCUCAAUUCAGAAACGAGAAAGGAUUUUUCACUUAUUCUCCUGCCAUGCACUACCUUGGACUUCUUUCACAAUCUCUCUCUACCGCUACAACCAUGGAUGGUUCGUUACGCCAACAUGCAAAGUUUGACAACUCAAAAUACCUGUACGUUGGUCGUUCAUACGGAAUAGGCGCAUCAGUAGGCCUUGCCGAUGAUGAAAUCUUGGGCAAUACCAUCGCCACGGGGUAUACAUACCAGGAGCUAGGGUACGCAGCCAUGACUAAGUGUAUCUAUAACCAAACCUCUGAUUUCACCUUGGUUCACAAUGGAGGGCAAUUGUUCGCAGCCAGUGGACGACUUCCCGACUCUGGCAUCAAUAACACUGGAGAAUAUUCUGUCUACAUUGGACAUUCAACUAAUUCCCUCGUUGCCAUUGGCGUUGCUGCCAGAAAUACAGGUUACAAUCCAAGGUACCUUGCCAUUGCAGCUGGAAGUUAUUACGAUUAUUUGAACACGACUCAGUGCAGGACUGAGUUCGUCCCAUCACUGUUCAAUGUAUCUGUCGCACUCGCAGGCAGAAACAUCACCGUCACACGAGCGAACGUGUCGACAGAAGAUAUUGAACCCAGCGGCAAUCUUACGCAUGUAGUUGAAAGACAGUUUGAGUUGGCUUCUAACGAUUUGACUGGUAUUUAUCAGAGCGUUAUUGGAACUGCGCUGAAUUUCAGCAUCGCUGAUUAUCAAAGCUACGUGGACAGCCCUUCUUUCAAUGACAUCAGGCCCACCGAUGAAGAGAUAAAUUUGAAGGGAAUCGAGAAUUCUGUCACAGCAAUGAUGGAUGACCUAUUAGUCGCAUACGCGAGCGCACAAUUGAUGAUUGCGAACGAUACCAAGACCGUAAAUGCUACAGUCACUUACGCCGCAGUUCGCCUCGGCCAGCCUAUUUAUGUAUACUCUGUUUUCUUGGUCAAUCUUGCAAUUAUACUUAUAGUUGUACUGGAAGCCUUCAGGACUCGGGGCUGGACUCAUCUUACAACUUUUGAUUAUAAUGAUUUGAGCUCGCUUGCGACUGCUAGCUCUAGAGGCGGAUAUCAUUUGGCUAAUGCCCUUACGGCUGUUGCCCGAAAGGUGGAGGAUGUCAAUACAGAUUUGAUAUUACGACAGACGAGUACUGGAUUUAGUUUAGGGUUGGCGGCCGUAGAAACAGAGGAGAAAUUUCAUGGUUGGAUAUGAUUGUGUCAGCAGAUAACUGUUGUGUCAUCAACAACCAAGCUCUCUGAUAGUGUCAGUGUUUCGAAUUCAAAAUAAUAAUUCACUUCCAAUUUAAAAAAAAU